GUGGGUGCACGCAUCUUCGUUCCCAAAUACCGAGUCUUUUUUGUGUAAAGGUCCAAUCCUUAAUUCUCCAACGGUCAGUAGGUAGUACUGAGCCAGUUCUCGGCAGGGGUGAACGUUGACUGUUUAUACUUAGUUCAGUUUACUCCACUUAGUGCGAUGUUUCCGGAUAACACUGGCGCGAUGUGCGUUAUCAUGAGCUUGCUGCUAGUAGCAUCAUCUGAAGCUUUCUUCUUAAAAUGGGGAUCAGAUUCAACCAGACAACAGCAAGCUCAGAAGUCAUGGCUGCAGCCCAUAUCACCUAACAUACCACCAUACCGGUACCAAUACAUGUACUCACCUUAUGAGUCAAGGAAAUCGUACCAACUGCAGCCCCCGCAGUAUACUCAACCAGAAAUGCCUAUCCAUCAGAACAUGGCACCUAUUCCUAUAAGCGUGCCCGCCGGAGCUAGCCUCACACCCGUCUCGUUGCAACACGUCCAGCUUGUCCCUUGCAUGUGUCCUGUAGCACCCGAAGAGGCAGAGAAGUUGCAAGAACAAGUUGGACCUGGGCCAUAUCUGGCCCAAACUUACACACAGUCUUCGUAUGCAGUUCCACAGCAGGUAACGGUUGCUGCUGACAAAGCAACCACAAAACAAUAGAAUUCUAGUUUAUCUAUUAUUUAAUUUAAUAUCAUUUUAUGUAUUCCCGAAGAGAACCCACCAAUGACUGUUUUUUUAUGUAUAAUUUAUUACAUUUCAUUAUUUAUGGUACCUUAAGGUUGACUGAUAGAAUAGGGUGAAAUGGA
Molecule: messenger RNA, 785 nt
Organism: Achroia grisella
Lineage: Eukaryota; Metazoa; Arthropoda; Insecta; Lepidoptera; Pyralidae
Exons: 3
Coding region: 157-639 (160 amino acids)
Source: RefSeq, a predicted model, not a curated record